Messenger RNA from Glossina fuscipes, 1126 nucleotides. RefSeq lists its product as uncharacterized. The record is from RefSeq and is a predicted model, not a curated record. NCBI's taxonomy places the organism in Eukaryota, Metazoa, Arthropoda, Insecta, Diptera, Glossinidae. The transcript has 2 exons. Gene Ontology annotation, cellular component: membrane. Bases 29 to 1105 code for a protein of 358 amino acids.
UUCGUUUCUUAGAUUAUUUAUCAACAGUAUGACUCCGCGUUGUUGUAAUCAUAGACUUUUAUUAAAUUGUUGUAAUUUUUUAUUUCUGCUUUGCGGGACUUCGCUAAUUGUAUCCGGGUUUUAUCUAUUCAGCGAUAGCAAACGUAUACUACUUUCGAAAUUAUUGGCUGCCACAAGUGAUCAUUUAAAUGAUUUACCGCAACCACUAUUCUAUUAUAUAUCCAUUGGUUUAGCGGUGGCAGGACUUAUGGCCAUUUUAGCAGCCAUGAGUGGUUUCUGGGCUGCAUGUCUUAGCACCUAUUGCUGCCUAAGCUUCUACUUUCUGACUGUGGUGAUUUUGUUGCUUGCCGAGUCUGUGAUUUGUUUAGCCGUAAGUCUGUGGCCUCAUUGUCUGGGCAUAAGUUUGGAUGAAGCGAAAAUGGUGAAAGCAUUACAGGGUAAUUAUGGUGUUUCGGGUAAAGAGCAAUUUACCGUAGCUAUGGAUUUAGCUCAGACAACGUUCGGCUGUUGUGGUAUGAACAGUGACAUUAACUACGACACAUCUAUGUGGAAAAUGCAAUCCUAUGGUCAAAGGGAAUGGUUGAUACCUCUGAGUUGUUGUGUGUUGCAAAAUCCUUUGGAUAAUCUAGCGUACUUGGAUCCGAAACCCGUGAAUGAGACAAUGUGUCAAUCUGUGCAAAAACAGGAUUAUACGCAAUAUCGGUUCACCGCACCGUGUCUUGAUUAUUUAGAUAACUGGUAUCGGGAACAAUUUGGUACUUUUCUAGCGGGCAGUUUAAUCGUGGCAAUCGUGGAGUUUUGCGUAUUGCUGAGCAUAAUAUUGGCCUGUACAAGGGUGUCAAGCAAGCAGAUGAAAAUGAACAACUUUCUCGAGAUGCGUGCAAGAGCCAAAUCACGUCAGAUGCUAGUAGAAAAUAUCUAUGAACCGGAGGUGGAGUUAAGGGCAUGUAUGAACGGUGAUAGUCGUAGCAUUAUACAUGGAGUUCCGAGUGAUCUUAGCGAAGAUUUCAAAGAGGUGUAUAUACAACCAAGAGAUUUAUAUAAACAUCGCUUCAAUACGACAUUUAAGCCCAUCUCAAGGGAAUACAACGUAGGAUACGCGUAAUUAAUUAGUGUAACUUAAAUA